Molecule: messenger RNA, 498 nt
Organism: Mercenaria mercenaria
Lineage: Eukaryota; Metazoa; Mollusca; Bivalvia; Venerida; Veneridae
Product: zinc finger MYM-type protein 2-like
Exons: 2
Coding region: 1-498 (165 amino acids)
Source: RefSeq, a predicted model, not a curated record
AUGAUGUUACUGUUUCGCAGCUCCUCACUGUCGCCUCGCAACAACUACGACGCCAAGAAUGAUACCAGUAAUCAAGCAGAAAAUAAAGAGAACACCCAGCAGAAGUGUGCAACAGUAUGUAGAUUUCAGAAGCCGCUGUCUACAGUAUAUAUCAAGAACAAGCAGAGGAACGCUGUUCCUGCUAACACGACUCGAAGUAAUAUAUGGGCGAUAAAUAUGUGGAAAGAAUGGGCCGAGAAUCGCAACCUGCAACCAGAAACUGCGUCGGAGCCGGGCUUUCCAAUUCCUCUGGAUAUCGGAAACUUUCAGUCUUACCUGGAAAUGGAAUUUUGGCUUAAACGCUUUAUUUGUGAAAUUAAGCGGAAAAACGGUGAACACUACCCGCCAGCAACUUUGCAAAAUAUUGCAGCAGGAAUUCAACGUUAUUUACGUACAGAGAAAUCGAUGCAUGAAAAUUUGUUUAAAACGGACGAUCCCACAUUCGCGGAAUUUCGAUAA